GUUCUGUAAAAUAACUGGAAAGAGAGAAAUGGAAUUGUUUCGUCGAAUGAGUUCCUCCCCACCCUUCCGCACCGAGGACCGCUCGCUUGUAACAUAGAGUUUAUCUGGCCCAAUCGAUCGACGUGAUUCGACUCGAUAAAACCAAAGGAACCUUACAAAAGCUUUGUAAUAAAGUCGAAAUGACUUAACGACGUUUAUCAGUGAAGUAGGUUAUUCUGGCGGUCAAGCACAGGCAUUUCCGGUGCGGGUUCGAGGCUAAGACGCAUGUUCCGCGCAUGAACGGAAGCGUGACUCGCGUAGUUGUGCGAUUCGAACUCGGCGAAUUUCUUGGGAACGCAACUACUCGGUAGGAACAAGUAUCGUUGGAGAAGGAACAUUCUUCUCAAAUUAUUUCGAGGUACGAAUUUCGCGGAAUUGUAAACCGCAUCUGGAGCGAGUGCAGAAUAAACGCGAUACGCGCAUUUCAUGCAACUUAUAAUACCUGAGGUAAAUUCAUGUUUACUACAAAAUCAUCAAUCUACAGAAAAAAAUCCUCGUCUGCCAUUUUGCGAAUAAAAUUUUGCUGCGUCAUUGCACCUUUGCGCAAUGACGAAUAUACAUUCUAUGAAAAUAUACAAUAAUAUAUUAAUAUAAUUUAUCUGUACGAUAUUGCGUAUAUAUCAAUUUAUAUUUUACAAGAGUCGUUUGGAGGCUGAAAAGCAACACGCACAAACAAGACAAAAAAUCUUUGUAUUUGCUUUUGACAAUAAAAAUCGGCACAAGAUCCAUGCCUUUCCGUAUCGUUUCGAGAGUCGAACUCAUGAAAAUUACAUGAAAAUCUCCUUUACAAAGAAUCGCUAGUAUUUCGCGUUAUAAAGUUUCUAAAGUCGCGCGUUUCUGGGACGGCGUUGGAUCGCGUGUCCGCACAAGACAAUCGUUCGUUUCGGCAUAUACUAGAAAAAGGCUCGAGAUCUGGGCCAUAAUUCGAAAUUGUACGGUGCGUAAGUGGACGCAAGACGGGACGAGAGGAAAACCGAGAGACGAGACCCGCCAUCCGCCGCCAGGAACUGCGCGCACGGGCGCGAGCAGCGCCACCAACUGAAAACAAAAAUGAUUAUCAGAUUUCUCAUAGACGGGUAAUGUCUGAUAGAGCUAACGCAAUGAAGUUGGAAGCUGAGAUAGCUGCACCUUUGCAUCUGCAGAGACUGGAACGCAGCUUGAAUGUAAAACCUUUCUUAAAACAGAUGAACGAUCUCUUUCAAGAACAAGCUAGUGAAGAUGACAAGUCUGUCUCAUCAGAAUCUUCUGAUGGUUCGGAUGCUUAUCUUGAUAAUGUACCCACUCGAAAAGAAGAAGCAAGAAUCAAUAAGCUGAGGCUAUACAAUAUGUCUAGUGUAGGAGAAGAAAGACGCUGGUUGCAAGAUAUACUUUUAAGUGAUUCCUCUGAUAGUUCUGCAUCAGGCUCUGACACAGAUAGUCAGAUUACGGAAGAAGACUUUCAAGAGAUGCUAAAGUUUCACAUAUUACGGAAAAAAUAUCAAGGUCGUUUUUAUCAGAAACCAGAAAAUAUACAAUAUCAAUAUUACAGUGCGGGUUUAUUGUCAAAUUAUGAUAGAUUUUUAGAACAUCAAAAGUUGAUUGUGGGAAAUAAAAAGAAGAAAGAAAAAAAACCAGAUAAAAAAAUCAUGAAAAUCAAGAAAGAAAAAGUUAAUCGUCACUGUACAUCUGAGGAAUAUCAUAAAGGAGAAUUUCCAGAGGGAGAAUGGGAUAAAGCAAUUCCUAAGGAAGAAGAGUUAGACGAAUCUGAAUUAGAAGCUAUUAUGCGUCAUCAACCUCGAGGUAGAGGUAGAAAAAAACAUAAUACCAAGAGUGUUGAAGUGAUGACGAUGAGAAGAAGGAAAAUCUGGAUUAUGAUGUCUAAAAAGGAAUUAGGAAAAGUACAAAGGGCCAAAACCAAUAAUCAUAAGGAAAUGCUAAUAAGUUGUAAGAAAGUAGCGCAGCAUUGUAUAAAAUAUUGGAGGCAGAAAGCUAUGCAAUCGCAGAAAAAUAUGAAAGAAACUAUCUGGCGGGCAAAACGGUUGACAAGAGAAAUGCAGUCUUAUUGGAAGCGUUACGAUCGAGUCGAACGGGAGACUAGGAGAAGAUUAGAAAAGGAAGCUGAAGAACAACGCAAAAUGGAUGUAGAACUUAUUGAAGCCAAACGUCAACAAAGGAAAUUAAAUUUCCUCAUUACUCAAACAGAAUUGUAUGCUCAUUUUAUGUCGCGAAAAAUAGAUAAAGCAUCGGCAGAAGAACAGUUAAGAAUCUUAAAUCAAUUAGAUGAAGAAAAGAAUCCCAGACUUAUUGGAAUUGACGAUUAUGAUAGUGAAAUUAUGAAACAAAAAGCAAAGAAAAAUGCUACUGAAGCGUUUAAUAAUGAAAAGGCCAGGACUAAGCAAUUUGAUACAGCUGCUGCAUCUCAAGAAUUACGUCUUAGUGACACACCUGAGAAUCUAGAGCAUCCACAACCUUCAAUUUUUAAGGGAAAUCUGAAAGGUUAUCAAUUAAAAGGAAUGAAUUGGUUGGCAAAUUUGUACGAUCAGGGUAUUAGUGGAAUACUGGCUGAUGAGAUGGGUCUGGGCAAAACUGUACAAUCCAUUGCAUUUUUAUGUCAUGUUGCCGAGAGAUAUUCUGUUUGGGGACCAUUUUUAAUUAUAUCACCAGCCUCGACAUUACAUAACUGGCAGCAAGAAAUGGCGAGAUUUGUACCAGUAUUCAAAGUAGUUCCAUAUUGGGGUAAUCCUCAAGAACGAAAGAUACUCAGACAAUUUUGGGAUACUAAAGAUCUGCACACAAAGGAAGCUUCUUUCCAUGUAGUAAUAACAAGUUAUCAAUUAGUAAUUACAGAUUAUAAAUAUUUCAAUAGAAUAAAAUGGCAGUAUAUGAUUUUGGACGAAGCACAAGCUAUAAAAAGUACAAGCAGUAUGAGGUGGAAAUUGUUAUUGGGGUUUAGUUGUCGUAAUAGAUUAUUGCUCAGUGGUACUCCUAUACAAAAUAGUAUGGCAGAAUUAUGGGCAUUAUUACAUUUCAUUAUGCCUACAUUGUUUGAUUCGCAUGAUGAAUUUAAUGAGUGGUUUUCUAAAGAUAUUGAAAGUCAUGCAGAGAAUAAAACGGGAAUAGAUGAAAAACAUUUAUCGAGGCUUCAUAUGAUCUUGAAACCUUUCAUGUUACGAAGAAUAAAAAAAGAUGUAGAAAAUGAAUUAUCCGAUAAGAUUGAAGUGAUGGUGUACUGUCCGCUUACGACUCGUCAAAAACUGCUUUAUUCGGCAUUAAAGAAAAAAAUUCGGAUAGAGGAUUUGCUGCAUUAUACAGUGGGUGGAGGGGACACUGCGUCUAAUGAUAAAAACUUUACUUCCAAUUUAAUGAAUCUAGUCAUGCAGUUCCGGAAGGUCUGCAACCAUCCUGAACUCUUUGAACGUAGAGAUGCUAAAUCGCCAUUUUUUAUGAAGACAGAAUUUUAUGACAUGCCUACUUUGCUAUAUAACAAAGGACUCUUGCAUUUAGCAUUACCAUCCAAAGAGCAUCUGUUGUAUAAUAGGUUGUUUAUAUUUGCCGCGGAGUAUAUUCAUUGUGCUCUUCAUUGCAACGAAGAUUUGUGCGAGAAUACAUUUUCAUUUAGUAGAUUUAUUAAUCUAUCUCCGAUGGAAAUAAACAAAGUGUUUAUUGCUGGUACUUUAUUCAGAUUAUGUCUAAUAACAUUCAUGGAGAGGAGAUUAAGAAUGGUACAAUACUGGGAAAAUUGGCACAAUGAUAAUAGAUCGAGAAUACCUACAAACCAAAUGUUUUAUUUGACCAGAAAAUUUGAUGCUUUGUCGACAACAUUAAAAGAUUUAUUUUUUACAAGUAAGAUAAUCGAAGGCGAGGCUUUCUACACACAUACGAACCACACGAUACAUUCGAUGCCAGAAACUGUUGCUCACAGAAUAUUACGUAGUAGUAAAAAAGCUAAUCAGCUAUUAAAGUUACAAAGGAUAUUACCUUCUGGUAAAAUGGAUCAAGCGGAAGAUUCAAAGUUAGCUCUACUUCCUGAACAUUCUCAUCAUCCGCGGCAGCCUAUAAUGCGAUAUUGCCAACAAACAACGAUUCCUGCCUUUGUUUGCGAUAAUAAUCCCAAGGUUCAAGCUAGUCCGCGAAAAUUAUAUGUUAGCAAUAGUUCUGCGGCGUGCGCUUGGAAGAGACACGAGGAAUGUGGUGGUUCAUUUGGUCAAAGAUUACUUUGGCUUGGUUGCGAACGAGCACUUUCUGAAGAAAUGUCGGGUAUUCGUGUCGGCCAAACAAUGUCAACAUUUUGCUAUCAACCUCAAGGUGGAUUAUCCGCGUGUGCCCCUAUUAAUGGAUGGUCGCAUAUUAUUGUACCAGAUAAACAAACGCUAGUGACAGAUGCUGGCAAACUUUCUGUACUGGACAGUCUUUUACGACGUCUGAAAGAACAAGGACAUAGGGUGCUGAUCUAUUCACAGAUGACAAAAAUGAUUGAUUUACUAGAGGAAUAUAUGUAUCAUAGAAAACACACUUUCAUGAGGUUAGAUGGUUCAUCAAAAAUCUCAGAUCGUCGAGACAUGGUUGCAGAUUUUCAAAAGAGAGCGGACAUAUUCGUCUUUCUGCUAAGUACUAGAGCUGGCGGCCUGGGAAUCAAUCUCACUGCGGCAGAUACGGUAAUAUUUUAUGAUAGUGAUUGGAAUCCUACUGUAGACCAACAAGCUAUGGAUCGCGCCCACAGACUGGGGCAGACUAAGCAAGUCACGGUCUACCGAUUAAUAUGUAAAGGAACCAUCGAAGAACGGAUUUUGCAGAGAGCGCGCGAAAAGAGCGAGAUCCAACGUAUGGUUAUAAGUGGCGGAAAUUUCAAACCCGAUACUUUAAAACCCAAAGAAGUCGUAUCGCUACUGUUGGAUGAUGAGGAAAUCGAAGCAAAAUGUAAGUAUUUUAAAUACAGCCAACGAAGCGAGGAGAGAAAGCAGCAGCGAGCGGAGGAGGCUCGCCUCGAGUCAAACCUACAGCACAAGGAGAGGGACCGGAAGAGGAAGUUAACCGCGCUUCCGGUCAAGAACGAUGCGAAAAAACCGUGUCAAGAGAAUAUUAAUAGUGACAAGAAUAACGAUAUUGUUUACGUUAAUCUUAAUGAGUCUAAACCAGCUAACAACCCGAUUCAGUCACAGCAUCAGAACAAUCAUCAUCAACAACAGUUAGAAAAUAUUGAUAAUUAUAGCACACCGACCAGUCCAGCAAAAUCAGAAGACGAAACGAGUAACGAGGGACUCGUGGUUGAUGUGGACGGUCCGGUGGCGGUUUCCGGUAGCGACCCUCAUGGUCAGCCUCGAGGCAAUGUUCAGUUUGGAGAAUCUCCACCUAAGGUCGCUCGACUUGGACAUCAUUUCGCCUUUGGUGUGGGUGCAAACGCGCGAAUGCGACAAUCUGUACGCGGCGCGAGCAAACGCGGCCGACCACGAGGUUCUCGUAGGGGUGGACCAAUUGGCGGUAAAGGAAGAGGGCUGCUUUUGAUGCAUCCAUCGUCGAAAGUUUCAAACGUAACCAGCGAAACACAAUCGACAGCGACGUCACCAAUCGACGGAAGUGGAUGCUCAACCGAGGUAUUGCGGCACUGGACGCCUGCGACUUCCGAUCCUGCGGACGGGGACGGUCCCAGUACGGUAGGGCCACUAGGUCCAGUGGGUACUUUAAUACCUCUAUCGGGACGCAGUGGUAUGGCGGGAAUUCGUCGUGGCCCUGGUAGACCUAGAUUACGACCGACUGGUCCCGGUCAUCAGGGCUAUCGCACCCCUAGUCACCAUCACGGCAAGAAGAUUCAACGACCGUUGCCCGUACCUAUCAGAUCUCAUCAGACAGUCGCGGGUGUCGGUCAGCAUAAAGCAUCUUCAUCGUCGCAGAAGCGUUCUGGAAUCUCGAUGACUGGCACGUCGUCGUCGUCGUCGUCGCCUUCAGUCGCUAUCGCAGCCACGAAUUCGUCGCCAGUGUUAUCGUCGUCGUCGUCAUCCUCGAUGCCGUUGGCGGAAUCGCGACCUUUCGGAUUCUACACGCAGCAACAGCCACGCACAGGAUCAUCGUAGUUUCGCGGAUAAAGAAUAGACAUUUUUUAACUGUUCUCCUGGUGAAACACUCGCGAUACCGGUAAGACAUUUUUAUCCUUUCCUUUUUAUGAUUCCUGCGUUUUCUUUUUCUACCAGAUUUGCUGAAAUCUCUGUAGUCGAAUCAUCCGCGAUGAUAGAGAUCAGUGGAUUAACGGAGCAGUGAAAAGAUUUUCUAUAGUUCACGGUUGAAAUUCAAAGAAUAAAUCGUGUUCAAACUAUUAUAUAUUUAUCGUGUCUCGUGAGAGUUUGACUUCCGCCACGAUGUUUCUGUACGCGUGACUCGAACGUGCAAUUCCGAUAAGUGUUAGAUCCCUUGUCCCUCUCCUCUCUUUCUCUCUCUCUCUCUUUUUCAUCUUAAAUUAUGAUUAUAUGCGAAAGGAGGCAGCGAUUGACAAUGUCUAGGCACUGUUGCAUAGGACUGUUUAUUGCACAAUUAUAUUUAUUUUAGUUACGGCGUAAGAAAUACGACGGAAUUUAUCGUCAAACGUUAGAAGAUAUAAUUGUCGAGGUCAGUUAGGUACUUAAUUCAAUGCUUGCCUUCGAAUCCUUUCAUUGGAUUCAUCUUCUCGGUUUUAUAGCAAUUUUAAUCAUGCUCUUCAAUUAAAGACGCAAGGGCAAUAUACUCUUGUGAAAUACCACAAUCCAUGCGGGAUAAAAGGGAUCGAUUUCUGCUAUUAAUCAAUCGAUUCGAUUUUACAUAUGUGGUACAAGUUGUAGCUUUUGUUUUUUAACUUAAAUGUACAAUUAGAUAAUCGACACGUCGUUGUGCGCACGUUGGUGCUGAAUUCCGACGACGAUCGUCGACAGAUCGGAUCUCCGGCGAAUAUGUCGAAUACGAAAAAAAGCGACGGGAAGGUGUUUUGGAUUUACCUCCUCCGUUUUCUCUUCAUCGAUCGCUCUCUCGGCGUCCUUGUACAUUGUUCAUUAACGAUAGCAUUAGUUCGUCACUAGACUCGGUUAGCCGAUAUUUUUUAUGCAUGUUACGAACGUCGUUAGGCCAAUUCAAUUUGUAAAAGAAUAGUAUUUAUAUUAGCAAUAAAGAGACAAAAAUUCCACCUUUA
Molecule: messenger RNA, 7168 nt
Organism: Monomorium pharaonis (pharaoh ant)
Lineage: Eukaryota; Metazoa; Arthropoda; Insecta; Hymenoptera; Formicidae
Gene: Ino80
Product: chromatin-remodeling ATPase INO80
Exons: 27
Coding region: 1119-6086 (1655 amino acids)
Biological process (GO): DNA repair
Cellular component (GO): Ino80 complex
Molecular function (GO): ATP binding; histone binding; DNA binding
Source: RefSeq, a predicted model, not a curated record